Ceratotherium simum simum (southern white rhinoceros) is the source of this 2981-nucleotide messenger RNA. NCBI's taxonomy places the organism in Eukaryota, Metazoa, Chordata, Mammalia, Perissodactyla, Rhinocerotidae. The record is from RefSeq and is a predicted model, not a curated record.
CUCCUCCACGCCGGCGCCUCGGAGACGGGCGCGACUUCCGCUUCCGGGCGGGCCGGCAGGCGGGCGGCGCGGGGCUGCCGGGGAGGGGGAGGGGGCGGCACUUCCGGUCGGGCCCUCGGGUCUCCCCCGAGCGGCGGCGCCUCCUCCGCCUCCUCGGCCUCCUCCCGGCGGAGACCCCGGCGCCGGGUCUCCCGUCUCCCACACCGCCCGAGAUGGAGGCGAACCCAGCGGGCAGCGGCGCCGGGGGCGGCGGGAGCAGCGGCCUAGGGGGCGAGGACGGGGUGCACUUCCAGAGCUACCCCUUCGACUUCCUGGAGUUCCUCAACCACCAGCGUUUCGAGCCCAUGGAGCUCUACGGGGAGCACGCCAAGGCGGUGGCGGCCCUGCCCUGCACCCCGGGGCCCCCGCCGCAGCCGCCGCCGCAGCCGCAGCCGCAGUACGACUACCCGCCCCAGGCCACCUUCAAGCCCAAGGCGGAGGCGCCGUCCUCGUCCUCCUCGUCCUCCUCGUCGUCGUCGUCCUCCUCCUCCCAAGCCAAGAAGCCCGACCCGCCCCUGCCGCCCGCCUUCGGGGCGCCGCCGCCCCCCCUCUUUGACGCCGCCUUCCCCGCCCCGCAGUGGGGCAUCGUCGACCUCUCGGGACACCAGCACCUGUUUGGGAACCUGAAACGCGGAGGGCCCGCGUCCGGGUCGGGGGCGACGCCGGGGCUGGCCGCUCCUGCGGGGGGGGCGCCCCCUCCGGCGGCGGGGGGCGGCGAGGGCCCCUUUGCCUGCCCGCUUUGCUGGAAGGUCUUCAAGAAGCCCAGCCACCUACACCAGCACCAGAUCAUCCACACGGGCGAGAAGCCCUUCUCGUGCUCCGUGUGCAGCAAGAGCUUCAACCGCAGGGAGAGCCUCAAGCGGCACGUGAAGACGCACUCGGCCGACCUGCUGCGCCUGCCCUGCGGCAUCUGCGGGAAGGCCUUCCGCGACGCCGCCUACCUCCUCAAGCACCAGGCGGCCCACGCGGCGGCGGGCGCGGCGGGGCCCCGGCCCGUGUACCCCUGCGACCUGUGCGGCAAGUCCUACUCGGCGCCCCAGAGCCUGCUCCGGCACAAGGCCGCCCACGCCCCGCCUGCCGCCCCCGACGCGCCGAAGGACGGGGUGGCCUCCGUGCCGCAGCCCCCGCCCACCUUCCCCCCGGGCCCCUAUCUCCUGCCCCCUGACCCUCCCGCCACGGACAGCGAGAAGGCGGCGGCCGCCGCGGCGGCCGUGGUGUAUGGCGCCGUGCCCGUCCCCCUCCUGGGGGCCCACCCGCUGCUGCUCGGCGGGGCCGGGACCAGCGGGUCGGGGGGCUCCGGUGCCAGCGUCCCCGGAAAGACGUUCUGCUGCGGCAUCUGCGGGCGUGGCUUUGGGCGCCGGGAGACCCUGAAGCGCCAUGAGCGCAUCCACACCGGCGAGAAGCCCCACCAGUGCCCGGUGUGCGGGAAGCGCUUCCGGGAGUCCUUCCACCUGAGCAAACACCACGUGGUGCACACGCGCGAGCGCCCCUACAAGUGCGAGCUCUGUGGCAAGGUCUUCGGCUACCCGCAGAGCCUCACCCGCCACCGCCAGGUGCACCGGCUGCAGUUGCCCUGCGCCCUGGCCGGGGCCGCCGGCCUCCCGGCCACCCAGGGCGCGCCGGGGACCUGCGGCCCGGGCGGCUCGGCCACGUCCGCGGGGGCCGCCGACGGACUGAGCUACGCUUGCUCGGACUGUGGCGAGCACUUCCCGGAUCUCUUCCACGUCAUGAGCCACAAGGAGGCCCACAUGGCGGAGAAGCCCUACGGCUGCGAUGCCUGCGGCAAGACGUUUGGCUUCAUCGAGAACCUCAUGUGGCACAAGCUGGUCCACCAGGCGGCCCCGGAGCGCCUGCUCCCGCCUGCGCCCGGCGGCCCGCAGCCCCCGGAUGGCUCCGGCAGCACGGAUGCGGCCAGUGUGCUGGACAACGGGCUGGCGGGAGAGGUGGGGGCGGCCGUGGCGGCGCUGGCUGGGGUGUCUGGGGGCGAUGACGCCAGCGGGGCGGCGGCGGCCGGGGGCGGUGGGGGUGCCAGCUCGGGCCCGGAGCGCUUCAGCUGCGCCACGUGCGGCCAGAGCUUCAAGCACUUCCUGGGCCUGGUGACCCACAAAUACGUGCACCUGGUGCGGCGGACCCUGGGCUGCGGUCUCUGCGGCCAGAGCUUCGCGGGCGCCUAUGACCUGCUGCUGCACCGCCGCAGCCACCGGCAGAAGCGCGGCUUCCGCUGCCCGGUGUGCGGCAAGCGCUUCUGGGAGGCGGCCCUGCUGAUGCGCCACCAGCGCUGCCACACGGAGCAGCGGCCCUACCGGUGCGGCGUGUGCGGCCGAGGCUUCCUGCGCUCCUGGUACCUGCGGCAGCACCGCGUGGUGCACACGGGCGAGCGGGCCUUCAAGUGCGGCGUGUGCGCCAAGCGCUUCGCGCAGUCGUCCAGCCUGGCGGAGCACCGGCGGCUGCAUGCGGUGGCCCGGCCCCAGCGCUGCGGCGCCUGCGGCAAGACCUUCCGCUACCGCUCCAACCUGCUGGAGCACCAGCGGCUGCACCUGGGCGAGCGCGCCUACCGCUGCGAGCACUGCGGCAAGGGCUUCUUCUACCUGAGCUCCGUGCUGCGCCACCAGCGCGCCCACGAGCCGCCGCGGCCCGAGCUCCGCUGUCCCGCCUGCCUCAAGGCCUUCAAGGAUCCCGGCUACUUCCGCAAGCACCUGGCGGCCCACCAGGGCGGCCGGCCCUUCCGCUGCUCCUCCUGCGGCGAGGGCUUCGCCAACACCUACGGCCUCAAGAAACACCGCCUGGCCCACAAGGCCGAGGGCCUGGGGGGGCCGGGAACAGGGGCAGGCACCUUGGCCGGGAAGGAUGCCUGACCACAGGGUUUCCCGUCUGCCACUCCAGUCAGAUGUCCCCUUCCGGACUGGCCCGUCCCCGGCCUAUCAGACUCCUCCCCCUCCUUG